This is a messenger RNA of Daucus carota subsp. sativus, 1536 nucleotides long. RefSeq lists its product as uncharacterized. Bases 277 to 1317 code for a protein of 346 amino acids. The transcript is spliced from 3 exons. NCBI's taxonomy places the organism in Eukaryota, Viridiplantae, Streptophyta, Magnoliopsida, Apiales, Apiaceae. The record is from RefSeq and is a predicted model, not a curated record. Gene Ontology annotation, molecular function: protein binding; RNA binding. Gene Ontology annotation, cellular component: catalytic step 2 spliceosome.
UUUCUGAAAAAGGGUGAAAGGGGCUGAACCUAAACAAAAGAAAGAGAGAAGCCCUAAUUAUCAACAAAUUGGAAUCGAGUAGUGUAAAUUGUCGUGGUAAAGGAGCGGAGCGCACAUAUCUGAAGAACAGAGUAGAUUAGCUCAUUCCUUCUGCUAAAACCCUAAAGCUCCGUCCAGGUCCCCCAUGAUUCAGCUUCAAUUACGAGUGUGCAGUAGUAGUAAAGUGGAUUCAGUCGAAUCACGCAUAAGUCAUAACUAAAUAAUAAGCAAGAAGCCAUGAUGCAAGCAUUGCACAGAGAUGGUGAAAGUUCUUUGUCUCUGAUGGGCCCCAGACCUAUGGAAUUAUCUACUGCUCCACAUGGUGGUUCUCAUGCCUCCAGGUCAAAUGGAAAGCAGCGAACAUCAAACUUGGAGUCGCCAAUUAUGCUACUGACUGGUCAUCAGAGUGCCGUAUACACUAUGAAAUUUAAUCCGACUGGAAAUGUGAUUGCCUCUGGGUCUCAUGACAGAGAAAUUUUUCUGUGGAAUGUCCAUGGUGAAUGUAAGAACUUCAUGGUACUCAAAGGUCACAAAAAUGCAAUUCUUGACCUGCAGUGGACUACUGAUGGAUCACAAAUAAUCUCAGCUAGUGCUGACAAGACACUGAGAGCAUGGGAUGUCGAAACAGGAAAGCAGAUAAAAAGAAUGGCUGAGCACUCCUUCUGUGUGAAUUCAUGUUGUCCUUCCCGUCGGGGUCCUCCCCUUGCUGUCAGCGGAUCAGAUGAUGGCACUGCCAAACUCUGGGAUCUGCGACAGCGGGGUGCCAUCCAGACCUUUCCGGACAAAUACCAAAUAACAGCAGUCGGUUUCUCUGAUGCUUCUGAUAAGAUCUACUCGGGUGGCAUUGACAACAAUGUUAAGGUGUGGGAUCUCCGUAGGAAUGAAGUUACCAUGACACUUGAAGGCCAUCAGGACACGAUAACUGGUAUGCAGUUGAGUCCAGAUGGUUCUUAUCUUCUCACCAAUGGCAUGGACAGCACUCUCCGCAUCUGGGAUAUGCGCCCAUACGCUCCUCAGAAUCGCUGUGUGAAGGUAAUGGAUGGUCAUCAGCAUAACUUCGAGCAGAACUUGUUAAAGUGUGGCUGGUCACCUGAUGGUAGCAAGGUCACUGCUGGCAGUGCUGACCGGAUGGUGUAUAUAUGGGACACGACUACUCGACGUAUACUGUAUAAGCUGCCUGGCCACACGGGAUCUGUGAACGAAUGUUGCUUCCAUCCUAAUGAACCUAUUAUUGGAUCCUGUGGUAGUGAUAAACAAAUCUAUCUUGGGGAGAUCUGAUCAACCCUGCCAGCCACCUGAUACCUUCAAUUUUAAUUUCAGUUUAGCUACUACUAUCAUCAAUGACUGACGCCCUGAAAUAUUACAAUUCUAGAAUGUGGAAUGUGAACAAAUGCUACAAUUUAUUUACUCUGCUAUGAUUGGGUUAAUGUCAAUCUCCGUCAAGGAUGUAAUGAGAAGAAUUCGGUUUAUUUAUGUUACAGGACGAUUUUUUAUCGA